Molecule: messenger RNA, 1256 nt
Organism: Phlebotomus argentipes
Lineage: Eukaryota; Metazoa; Arthropoda; Insecta; Diptera; Psychodidae
Exons: 2
Coding region: 225-812 (195 amino acids)
Source: RefSeq, a predicted model, not a curated record
CACAGUCGUCGAUUUGACAGAUUUUCUGAAAAUCAAAACAAAAAGUGCAAUUUUGGAAGUGAAAUCAUUCGGAGGAAGCGCCAAAGGACUCGAGAUCCCUAGUGUCCUGUGAUAAUGGAGUCCUGCUCGGUGUAGAGCGCGGGCGCCUGGCGAGAAGGAGCAUCAGGGAGACGCCCAGGCAUUCCAGCUGAGAAUCUCACAGUGACCAUUCCGCUGGGCAGGACAUGAGUGCCAAUCCCCCGAGUCCGCCGCUCUGCCCCAAACGACAGAGACUCCAGGAGUCCGAGGAGGAGGUGAACGUGGGCGCGGGCACGAGUCGACAGCGUCCGGAAGCCGCGGAGGGAUCGCACAGCAGCGAAGAGUCCGUGGGACAGAAUCAAGAGAGCACCAGCUCUAGUGGCGUCAGCAGCAUCCUCAGCUUCGCGCCGGACCUCGAGGAGGCCACGGGCGAAGAGUGCGCCCUGGACGCGGACGUGCUGACGACUUUCCGGCAGCAGAAGGUGACCAAAUGCAUCCUGGAGAACGCCGUGAACCGCAUUGUGGAGUCCUACCAGUUCUUCGUGCGUCCCGAGGACUUCCUGGCGCCGCCCGAGAGCGACGGCCUCGAGGACGCCGCCAUCCUAAUGGCCAUCAGCGAGCACGGACUGUCUUCGGCCGGCCUGGCGCCGCCCGGAGUCGCUCCGGCGCCGCCCCGCAAUCCCACCAGCGUGUCCGAGAAGGAGCACCUGGACUUCAUGGAAGCCGCGGUGGCGGCGGCCAUCCAGAAGAAGGGUCUCACGCCACUCUCGCUGCCACUGUCGCCGCACAGAUAGUCGCCGCGGCGCAGCCGGCGCCCAGCCAACAGCAAUCAGUUCCUACAGGCCGCCCUCGGCGACUCCUGCUCGUCUUCUCCGCAUCUCCAGCAAACUUCCUCAUUAGACUGACUCAUCGCCAAGCUCAUCGUUUUUGAGAAAUUCACGGAUUUUGGUGGAAAAUUCGUGGAAAAUUCUCGAGCAAACAAUUGAAAAUUGAAUAAUUUUAUGAAAGAACAUUGUGACGCUUAUUCUUAUGUAAUAUAAUUAUUAAUUGCCAAGAAAUCAGUUCAACUUCUUCGUCGACACUUUUGUCAUUCGCUGAAUCGUGAAAAGAACGCAUAUUCUCUUGCAUUUUCUUCCUGUUCCCUGAAUUCUAGAAUCUCCUGCAACCCACAUGAAAAGUUUUCUCUUCUCAACCGAAGCCAAAUUCGUCGAUAAACAUCUAUUUGAACAUCUAUUUGU